Molecule: messenger RNA, 892 nt
Organism: Balaenoptera musculus (blue whale)
Lineage: Eukaryota; Metazoa; Chordata; Mammalia; Artiodactyla; Balaenopteridae
Product: forkhead box protein C2-like
Exons: 4
Coding region: 1-663 (220 amino acids)
Source: RefSeq, a predicted model, not a curated record
AUGGAGAGGCCGGGCGCGCGGGCCUGGUGGUGCCGCCACUGUCUCUGCCCUACGCCGCCGCGCCGCGCCGCCCGCUGCCUACGGCCAGCAGUGCGCGCAGGGCCUGGAGGCUGCAGGCGCCGGGGGCUACCAGUGCAGCGUGCGCGCCAGGAGCCUGUACACCGGGGCCGAGCGGCCGGCGCACGUGGGCGUCCCCCGCCCCGCGCUGGACGAGGCCCUCUCGGACCACCCGAGCGGCCCCACAUCGCCCCUGAGCGCCCUCAACCUCGCCGCCGGCCAGGAGGGCGCGCUCGCCGCCGCCGGCCAUCACCACCCGCAUCACGGCCACCACCACCCGCAGGCGCCGCCGCCCCCGCCGGCUCCCCAGCCCCAGCCGGCGCCGCGGCCCAGGCGGCGUCCUGGUAUCUGAACCACAGCGGGGACCUGAACCACCUCUCCGGCCACACGUUCGCAGCCCAGCAGCAGACUUUCCCUAACGUCAGGGAGAUGUUCAACUCCCACCGGCUGGGGAUUGAGAACUCGACGCUCGGGGAACCCCCCAGACCCGGGAGCAGAGAGAGCGCGCGCGCCAGCCUCAGCCCUCUGCGAAGCUGCAGAGCCAUUAAUAUAAUAUUUAAAGUUGAGUUCACUGGAUCAUUUCUCAUCUUGCCCGACCAUUUCUAACUGCCAAAGUGAAAAUUCAACAAACCUAUGUGGGGUUUCCCCCCUGUACAAUUACGAGAUAUAAUUCUUUUCCCAGUUGUAGGUCUUUUACAAAACAAGAAAAUAAUUUAUUUUUUGUUGAAGUUGGCGGAUAAAGAAGUCAAGUAUCUGAUACUUUUUAUUUACAAAGUGUGAUGGUGUUGUAUAGUAGAUUCCUCCCCCAGCAUUCCUAAAAGAAAAAAAAAAACAU